CCUCGAGACAGGAUAAACAUGGCGACCGUAGACGUGGAGGAUGAGAGUAUUUUGGUGUCUAUAUUCAAGGAUAGUUUUCCUGAGAACUGGAGAGACAAUCCAGACUUUGCGACGUAUUUAUCAGAGUUAAGUUCAUACGGAGUCGAAAAGUUAAACCGAGAACCAGAGCGCUUGGCAGAGGACAGAGCUCAGAUACUGCAGCAGACUCGCGAGCUUGCCUUCUCCAACUACAAGACCUUCAUCCGCACAGCUGAUUGCACAAAGGAAAUUUAUCGAGACUUUGGACGUGUAGAAAGCAGUUUAUCUAAACUCCUCGACAAACUGCCGAGCUUUGGUGAAAAAUGCAGAGGCUUUAUAAAAGAAGCAGAAGACAUUGGAGUCAGCCGGCGCAUGAACAGUUUGACUUUAAAUCGACACACCGAGAUCCUGGAGAUUCUGGAGAUCCCCCAGCUUAUGGACACCUGCGUCCGUAAUGGCUACUAUGAGGAAGCGCUGGAAUUGGCCGCUUAUGUCAAGCGGCUGGAGAAAAAGCAUUCGUCACUUCCCGUAAUUCAGGGAAUUGUACAUGAGGUUCGGCAGUCGGCACAGCUCAUGCUGAACCAGCUUCUACAGCAGCUGCGUAGUAAUUCCCAGCUCCCCGUUUGUCUGCGAGUGAUCGGGUACCUGCGCAGAAUGGAUGUCUUUACAGAGGCAGAGCUGCGUGUGAAGUUCUUGCAAGCUCGAGGAAGUUGGCUGCGUUCCAUCCUAGUGGCUAUCCCCGAAGAGGACCCAUAUUUCCACAUUACCAAAACCAUUGAAGCCUGCCGAGUCCAUCUGUUUGACAUCAUUACUCAGUACCGGGCUAUUUUCUCUGACGAGGAUCCCCUGCUGCCACCAGGGGGACAGACUGUGAACGAGGGCGCUAUAUUUCACGGCUGGGUGGUACAACAGGUCGCAGAGUUCUUGGAGGCCCUGGACAAGGAUCUUCAGCGUGGAGUGGGAAGCCGCUUGGACUCCCUGUUGGGCCAGUGCAUGUAUUUUGGUUUGUCUUUCAGCCGUGUAGGAGCAGACUUCCGUGGACAGCUUGCACCAAUGUUUCAGAGGGUUGCCAUGGACACAUUCCGCAAAGCUAUUAAAGAGUCUGUGGAUAAGUUUCAAGAGGAUAUGAAUUUGUACACUCUCAUAUCUCUCCCAUCAAUGCUUGGCAGUACGAUACCACCUUUGGUGCCAAGUACGCAGCCUGGCACUCUUCAGCCUCCCAUGGCCUUGCUGGACUUCCCACCCUUGGCCUGCUUUCUGAAUAAUGUUUUAACAGCCUUCAAUGACCUCCGAUUGUGUUGCCCCAUUGGCUUAGCUCAGGAAGUUACCAAAUGUCUUGAGGAUGCCCUCCUGAAGGUGACCAAAUUGAUCCUAGUUUUCCACAGAGCAGAAGAAUCUGCCUUCAGUAGUCGGGAGCUGGAGUUAUUUGUUCAAUUUUGCUGUGCCUUUGCUGAGGAUAUGGUGCCAUUCCUGAACCGAUGCUUACAGGUUCUCUUCCCACCAGCUCAGCUUGCACAAAUUCUUGGUGUCCCAGCACCCCAAGUUCAUAAAUAUGGCAACAUUGGAUGCAUCAGUGUGAGCACUGUACUGGAGCCACUGGAGUUUGUCCUGCCCCAGCGGGAAAACGUGUCCCCAGUAGUGGAUCUAUCUAUUGACCUGAAUAGCUUGUCUACAACUGAGGAACCUCCAUCUUCUGAGAAAGCAGAGGCUACCGUAGAGCCUGUACCAGCUCCCCAUAUGCAUCAAGCACCAAAGACAGAGUUUACCAUAGCACCUUCCCUCACUGCAGCGGAACAAACUUCUGAUGGAGGAGAAACCCAUCAGGCCGAGGUGUCUUUAAUGAACACACAUGGUGAAUAACUGUUGUGGUAAAACAGAAGGGUAAUCAUUAUGGUUUCAACCAAAUUUAAAAUGUAGAUGGAACACUACGCCAAGUUCCCAGAACCAGAGUAUGCCUCAUCACAGAAGAAAAACCUAAUUCCAAUGGUGGUUCAUUAGCACUGCAAUUUAGUCCCAAGACUUGGCCUAUUCCCUUGAAUAACUCCUUCUGUCUAGCCCUUUCCAUUCUUUGUUGCAGAGCUUUCUUUGAAAAAUGUGGUUUAUUUGAUCCAUAUAUUGUUUAAUAGGGAUCCAUAUAUUGUUUUCCUUGUACUUUAUAAGGGGCACAGAUUAGAUUUUUAUUUGGGAAAAUAUAUAUACACACACACACACACAGGUAAUAAGAUAUAGAAGAUUAAAUUUAAAUAUGUUAAACUGUCAAACAUCCUGUACUACUGUAUUUACCUGUCAAAUGAUCAAGUUAUUUAAGUAUGCUAAAGACUAGUGAUUGUUAAAUGAUUACUUACCAUAAAAAUGUUUGACCACAA
Messenger RNA from Electrophorus electricus (electric eel), 2384 nucleotides. It is a transcript of the gene cog8, whose product is annotated as component of oligomeric golgi complex 8. Gene Ontology annotation, biological process: intra-Golgi vesicle-mediated transport. Lineage: Eukaryota; Metazoa; Chordata; Actinopteri; Gymnotiformes; Gymnotidae. Gene Ontology annotation, cellular component: COG complex. The record is from RefSeq and is a predicted model, not a curated record.